Molecule: messenger RNA, 2739 nt
Organism: Marchantia polymorpha subsp. ruderalis
Lineage: Eukaryota; Viridiplantae; Streptophyta; Marchantiopsida; Marchantiales; Marchantiaceae
Source: the annotation of a GenBank genome assembly
AAUUAUGAUAGAAAACAACCGUCGCAAUUAUGGUCUCGAAUGGAGGAGAUUCCAUGGAACAAAACAACACGAGAGAAUUCCUCGCGCCCGAAAUGUUGACAGAUCCGGAAGGAUGAGAACUGAGAUUUUCAAAGAGCUCAGUGCAAGUUACACGCGAGACUUAGGCCACCCUCAGUGCCAGCUCCUGCAGAAUAAGAGCAUGAUACGCUGAUUAGCAGAACAGCUUUUUCAAGUACCAAGGAUCAGAUGGACAAGGGCGAUAUGAGCAGAGUUCGUGUUGUACAGUCCCCUUUAUGAGGGAGAUGCGGCUGAGGCAUGAGGAUGCAUCCAGAAGUGAGCGAGCUUCAGGCUUGGAGGCAUCAUACGUCUGAACGCCAAUCGCAACAUCCUCCCGAGUCGUGGAACUUCCGUGGAAUAUCUUCCCGGGGAUUCGCUCCAGGCACAUCAGGAAAGUGCACGGAACAGCAGGUGCAAUGAUUCAGUGACAUCGGAUUGGACAUAUGCGUACAAUGUGCCGAAUCAUUUCCAAGAACCUUGUUCUUUCUUUUCUUUAGAACUUCACCUCCUUCUACUGCCGGCUCGCCUACCUCUUGAAGAAAUUUUGUAUCUGAACGAUACGUAUGCCGCUUACCAAUCCACAGCACAUUGCAGGGGAAAAUCAGCAAAAAGUUUGCGACUUGGUCUCUACUUUUCAAGCUGGAGUAGCGGUUCAGACUCCAGUGCUAGGACAAUGAUAUUUCUCGAUAGGUCCACAAUCACGUACAUAACUGGAGGAUUGGUCCAGAGAAAAGGGCUCUGUAGGAGUGAAGGACUCGCAGCAGUUGGACGGAGGGACGCAGGUAGUCAUCACAAUGAGAAGAGAAGGAGUUUGCGAGCUCAGUGUGUAGUUCCAGUUGGGACGAAUGACAAGAACUUGCGAGAAUCUCUAAGCUCACAGAGGUAACAGAGACUACUCAAAUGGAGAGAAAACAGUUCCUUUGCAAUGCUCGAGUGAGGAAACGAUGUACAGGUACUUGGACAGCGAGGUGUAACGAUGGAGCGGUUUAUUUCUUGCAUUUCUGUCCUUGGGGUUCUCCUUGCAGCGAGCUUCUGUCAGCACGCUGAGGCUGGAAAGCUCCGUUUCAGCUCCGAUGGGCAGUUCAAGAUAGUGCAGGUGGCGGACAUGCACUACGCAGAUGGUGCUCACACGAAAUGCUUAGAUGUGCUUCCUGAGGAGAUGGCCACCUGCUCCGACCUCAACACAACAGCAUUCCAGUGGAGAAUGAUCAAGCAAGAACAUCCGGACCUUGUUGUUUUCACAGGGGACAACAUUUUCCAGAGGGAUUCAUCAAAUGCGACAGCUUCACUAAUUGCAGCAUUUGCUCCCGUCAUAGAGGCCAGAAUCCCAUGGGCGGCGGUGUUAGGAAAUCACGACCAGGAGGGUCACAUGACCCGUGAGGAAGUCAUGGCUUUCAUCGUUAAGAUGGAUUACUCGAUGGCGCAAAUGAAUCCUAAUUUCCUGCACGGAGAUCGAACGACGAUAGAUGGCUACGGUAACUACAUUAUCGAGGUCGAAGGGCCAGCAGGAUCGAUGUUCGAGAAUAAAAGCCUUCUAAAUCUGUACAUGGUGGACAGUGGGGAUUAUUCGUUUAUCCCUCAAGUUUCGUACUAUGAUUGGAUCAAGUCCAAUCAGCAAGUUUGGCUGCAACAGGCCUCUGCAGAAAUACAGAAAGCGUACAGAGGAGUGAAGCCCAGGCCGCAGACGAAAGCGGCUUCGGCGUUGGCGUUUCAUCACAUCCCGAUCCCAGAGUCGUUCACGACUCCGAAUGCGUCGAAUCUGGGAGAGAAGAAUGAGGCCUCGGGAUCUCCGAGUCUAAACUCAGGCUUCUUGACAACCCUCAUCACCAUGGGCGACGUGCAGGCUGCUUUCACAGGUCACGAUCAUCUGAACGAUUACUGCGGCGCAGCAGAUGGUCCUCUAUUCUUGUGCUACUCUGGUGGGUUUGGCUACCACGCCUACGGCAAGGCUGGAUGGCCACGACGCUCGAGGGUUAUUACAGCUUAUCUCAAUGGAAAUGCUGCAAGCUGGGACGAUGUCAGUCACAUCCAAACCUAUAAACGACUGGAUGACGAUGGUUUCACGAAAAUCGACGAGCAAACCCUGUACACGAACUAUGUCUUGUCUCCCGAGUGAAAGACGAUUGACACAACGAGGGAGCUUGAGAUAAGGAUUCGGAUGCAAAGAUAUUAUUGUAAUGAAUAAAUGAAUGAAUGAACGAACUUACUUUUGGUGGAGUCAAGGUUGAUGCUGAUGUGAAUGAAUGCCUGGGAAGGACUAGGGAGCACUAGGUUGUACAUGAGUCAGAGAAUAGAAGAAAGGCUGUUUGAAGGUUCCUCUGGUCGGGAAAGAGGAAUUCGACAUCGAAACACGACAGAACAAUAAUCCUUCAUUGGCAUUGCUCGAUUUGAAUGUUAUGGCCGAUUGGCGGUGGUUUCUCCCAGGCACAGACUGCUGUCCGCAUCCGAAAAGAGAACGCAAGGGACAAGUAUGAAGGCAACUCUCCGACCAUCUCAUUUCAUGCUGCAUGCUCCACCGAUAUGCCUUGUCAUCUUCUGCUUGUCCAAAGUCAUAAGUCGUCAAAUUAGGUCUUCUUGUCUGUUCGGCAUGUCCUCGAGCUCAGAAAGGAUUACACUCAGUCUGCUGGUUGAGGUUCCACGACACGAUCGUUUCACGCGACGGGGUGGAAGAAGAGAGCAAUU